GAGAAUACUAGGCAUAGAAAGCCUAACGUAUCCGGCCCAUCCAUGCAUCGAAACCCUAAUCGUCCCAAGCUAGGUUUUACACUUGCUGUCAUGGAGCAGUAGUAUAUAAACGAAGAGUUCUGCCUUUUCUUCUAUUUCUCGGCCACCACACUUGUGAUCAAAGCGAAAACCUGAUUAACACAGUAAAACGAAAAUGGCUCAGGAAUGUCUCGUCCUCCGCGGAAUCAUGGAGGGCCACACCGAUUGGGUCACGGCUAUCGCCACCCCCAUCGAUAACUCCGACACCAUUGUCACAGCUUCUCGUGACAAAUCUCUAAUCUUGUGGAACUUAACCAAGGAUAGCCCACAAUUCGGCGUCGCUAAACGUCGCCUUACCGGCCACUCGCACUUCGUUCAGGACGUUGUUCUUUCCUCUGAUGGCCAGUUCGCGCUUUCUGGCUCUUGGGACGGCGACCUCCGCCUGUGGGAUCUUCAGACAGGAAAUACCGCCCGCAGAUUCUUCGGUCACACCAAGGACGUACUUUCUGUGGCAUUCUCCGUUGAUAACCGUCAGAUUGUUUCUGCUUCCCGUGAUCGGACAAUCAAGCUUUGGAACACUCUCGGCGAGUGCAAGUACACCAUCCAGGAAGUUGAUGGUCAUGGCGAUUGGGUCUCCUGCGUCCGUUUUAGCCCUAACAAUCUCCAGCCUACUAUUGUUUCUGGGUCAUGGGAUAAAACCGUGAAGGUUUGGAAUUUAACCAACUGUAAGCUUCGCGCUACUCUUGCGGGGCACACAGGUUACGUGAACACUGUUGCCGUAUCUCCAGAUGGCUCAUUGUGCGCAAGUGGUGGAAAAGAUGGAGUUAUUCUGCUGUGGGAUUUGGCCGAAGGGAAGAAGCUGUACAAUUUGGAUGCUGGAUCCAUUAUUCACGCUCUCUGCUUUAGCCCUAAUAGGUACUGGCUGUGUGCUGCUACUGAAGCCAGCAUUAAGAUUUGGGAUUUGGAGAGCAAGAGCAUAGUUGUUGAUCUCAAGGUGGAUCUCAAGCAUGAGAGCGACAUGUUUUCUAAAGGACCUGCACCUGCCAAGAAUAAGGUGAUAUUCUGCACAAGCUUGAGCUGGAGUGCUGAUGGUUCCACACUUUUCAGUGGAUAUACAGAUGGUGUCAUCAGAGUUUGGGGCAUAAGUCGUUACUAGACUGGCAAGUAUAUUAGGGCAACAAAAAACCAUUUGGACAUGGUUGUUAUUUAAAUCUUCCCUGUAGUUUUUUUUUUUUUGUUGUUGCACGAGUAUUUCGAUCUUUCUUCUUUUGCUUUGCUCAUGUGUUUUGACAACUGAAAUGUUUUUUUGGAUCGUGACUAUUAUUUUACAUUUGCCAGACCUUGAGUUCAUGUGUUAACUUUUCAGUAACCCGUCCAUUUGCUUGCUCAGCUUUUGGGCAUGAUGGCUUCUUAACUUCAGUGCUAUGAACAACUAUAUUACUCUCUUAAGAUAUUUUAACACUACUUUUAACUGA
Molecule: messenger RNA, 1493 nt
Organism: Cuscuta europaea
Lineage: Eukaryota; Viridiplantae; Streptophyta; Magnoliopsida; Solanales; Convolvulaceae
Source: the annotation of a GenBank genome assembly